CACAGCAGCCAGCUGACUGGGGUUCAGAUUAACCUUCGCUGAGGGAGUGCACAGUGACUGAGGGGCACGGAGCUGUCGGGCGCGGUCUCACUUCCUCCUCGGGACGUCCAGGUUACAGGCAGCAGGAGGCUCCCCCGUCGCCAUGGCGCAGCAGGCUAUCAGCUCCCCCUUCCUCCGGCCCUUCUUCCUCAAGACCCCGGUGAGCGUGGCCAGCCCCGGGCGCCAGCGCCGCCACACGCUCCCCGCCAGCGAGUUCCGCAACCUCACGCCGCAGGACGCCAUCAGCGUGUUCGAGAUCGAGAGGGAAGCUUUUAUCUCAGUGUCCGGGGAGUGCCCACUCACCCUGGAGGAGGUUCUGGGCUUCCUGGGCCAGUGUCCGGAGCUGUCCCUGGGCUGGUUUGAGGAGGGACAGCUGGUGGCCUUCAUCAUCGGCUCCGGCUGGGACAAGGAGCGCUUGGCACAGGAGGCCAUGACCAGGCACGUUGCGGACACGACGGCGGUGCACAUCCACGUGCUCUCGGUGCACCGGCACUGCCGGCAGCAGGGCAAGGGCUCCAUCCUGCUGUGGCGCUACCUGCAGUACCUGCGCUGCCUGCCGCGCCUGCGCCGCGCCCUGCUGGUCUGCGAGGAGUUCCUGGUGCCCUUCUACCUCAAGGCCGGCUUCAAGGAGAAGGGGCCCUCCGCCAUCAGCGUGGGCUCCUUCGCCUUCAUGGAGAUGGAGUACCUGCUCGGGGGCCUGGCCUACGCCCGGCGGAACAGCGGCUGCUAGCGCCGCCCGCCGUCCCCGGCUCUGUCACCGCCUCCGGAGAGGGCCCCCCUCACCCACAACGCCAGUGCCACACAGACUCUGCCGCAGACUCACCCGAGUCUGACCAAUGAUCUACCUGUUCACCCAGCUCGUCCUCAGACCAGUCAAAACACCUCAUAAAGAAGUACAGGACGGCUGCACCACAAGCGGUGUUCGUGUCGUCUUAUCUCACAUAGGGGUGCCUUAUCCCAGGCAAUGAACUGUAACGAGAGGCAGACCUUAUCUGCCUGAAGACCCCCAAGGUCCACCUCAGCCUUCCUUAACCUUUUACAAUCGUCGACCUCAACAAGCCGCAAAGGGCCAGCGUGAUCUGGCAGAGAGAGAGAGAGUGAGUGAGU
Anguilla anguilla (European eel) is the source of this 1146-nucleotide messenger RNA. It is a transcript of the gene aanat2, whose product is annotated as arylalkylamine N-acetyltransferase 2. Gene Ontology annotation, biological process: circadian rhythm; response to light stimulus. The record is from RefSeq and is a predicted model, not a curated record. Gene Ontology annotation, cellular component: cytoplasm. Bases 143 to 769 code for a protein of 208 amino acids. Lineage: Eukaryota; Metazoa; Chordata; Actinopteri; Anguilliformes; Anguillidae. The transcript has 3 exons. Gene Ontology annotation, molecular function: aralkylamine N-acetyltransferase activity.